GUCUGGAUAUUUUUUUUUGUGGGGAAGGGGCAGGAUGAGCUUGCAGAGUUUUACUGGAAUUUCUCCUUUUCUGAGGAGCUGCCGCUGCUGAAGCAGAUUUUUCCUUCCUUUCUUUUUUUUGUCUGAUGCAGAAUCCCAGUAGCUAGGCAGCCUCCCUCUUUUCUUUCCUUCCUUCCUUCUGCCCCUUCGGUAUGUAGGAGGGGAGAGACAUCAAUGGAAAGGCUGAAAUCCGCGUAGAUGGACUUCCAAAUGCAUUUUUUCUUGAAAGAGGAAGAUAAAUCCCAGUUGCCAGUGCACUGACUUUUUUUGUUGCUGUUGCAUUGCUUGGUAAAAAUGGGGUUCGCUUACUCCAGCUAAAUCCUUGGAGCAUUUCAGAGAGUUGCUACAGUGAAGGACUUCUCGUAUUUUUUUGCAUCAGAGGAGCUACAUUGAUGUUAACAAUUUUUUUGUAAAAUGGAGAACGAAAUAUUCACACCCCUUUUGGAGCAGUUCAUGGCUAGCCCUCUUGUCACCUGGGUUAAGACAUUUGGACCGUUAGCUGGAGGAAAUGGGACCAACCUGGAAGAAUAUGUGGCGCUAGUGGAUGGCGUGUUUCUGAACGAAGUCAUGCUGCAAAUUAAUCCAAAGUCUGCUAAUCAGAGGAUAAACAAAAAAGUAAACAAUGAUGCAUCGUUAAGGAUUCAAAAUUUGUCUAUUUUGGUGAAACAAAUAAAAACUUACUAUCAGGAGAAUUUGCAGCAGUUGAUCAUGAUGUCUUUGCCAAAUGUAUUAAUAAUUGGCAAAAAUCCUUUUUCUGAGCCAGGUACUGAAGAAAUAAAAAAACUCCUCCUGCUUUUACUUGGUUGUGCGGUUCAGUGUCAGAAAAAAGAAGAAUUUAUUGACAGAAUCCAAGGUCUGGAUUUUGACACUAGAGCAGCUGUUGCAGCCCAUAUUCAAGAGGUAACUCAUAAUCAGGAGAAUGUGUUUGAUCUGCAGUGGAUGGAUGUCAUUGUAUUGACACAAGAAUAUGUUGAACCUCUCUUGAAGAAUAUGGCAUUACAUUUAAAAAGACUUAUAGAUGAAAGGGAUGAGCACUCAGAGACUAUCAUAGAACUCUCAGAAGAACGGGACUGUCUCCGUUUUCUACCUCACGCAUCAGCAGCACAAUCACCUUGUGGAUCUCCUGGCAUGAAACGCACUGAAAGCAGACAGCACCUGUCAGUAGAGCUAGCAGAUGCCAAAGCAAAGAUAAGAAGGCUUAGGCAAGAGCUUGAGGAAAAGACUGAGCAGUUGCUUGACUGUAAACAAGAACUUGAACAGAUGGAAGCUGAACUGAAGAGACUUCAGCAAGAGAAUAUGAAUUUACUCUCAGAUGCCCGUUCUGCCAGAGUGUACAGAGAUGAAUUAGAUGCCCUUCGUGAGAAGGCAAUUCGAGUUGACAAGCUUGAAAGUGAAGUCAGCCGGUAUAAAGAGAGGCUGCAUGAUAUUGAAUUCUACAAAGCUAGAGUGGAGGAGUUAAAGGAAGACAAUCAAGUGUUGCUAGAAACAAAGACAAUGUUGGAAGAUCAAUUAGAGGGGACCCGAGCCCGUUCUGAUAAAUUACAUGAGUUAGAAAAAGAGAAUCUACAAUUAAAGGCUAAAUUACAUGAUAUGGAGAUGGAGCGUGAUAUGGACAGAAAGAAGAUUGAGGAACUCAUGGAGGAAAAUAUGACUCUAGAAAUGGCUCAGAAACAAAGUAUGGAUGAAUCAUUGCAUCUUGGCUGGGAACUUGAACAGAUGAAUAGGACUACUGAACUUUCUGAAGUGCCACAGAAAUCACUUGGUCAUGAGGUAAAUGAACUGACAUCAAGCAGAUUACUGAAGUUGGAAAUGGAAAACCAAAGUUUACUGAAGACAGUGGAAGAACUACAAAGUGCAGUGGGGUCUGCAGAAGGCAGUACUUCAAGAAUUCUGAAAACGGAAAAAGAAAACCAAAGACUUAGCAAAAAGCUUGAAGAGCUAGAGAAUGAAAUUAGCCAAGAGAAACAAAGUCUUCAGAACAGUCAAAAUUUGAGUAAAGAUUUGAUGAAAGAAAAAGCACAGCUUGAAAAGACACUUGAAGCACUUCGAGAAAACUCAGAGCGACAAAUUAAGCUAUUAGAACAAGAAAAUGAACAUUUGAAUCAAACUGUAGCUUCUCUAAGACAGCGCUCACAAAUCAGUGCUGAAGCAAGAAUGAAAGAAAUUGAAAAAGAAAAUAAAAUCCUUCAUGAGUCUAUUAAAGAGACCAGCAGUAAGUUAAAUAAGAUUGAAUUUGAAAAAAGACAAGUCAGGAAAGAACUGGAACACUAUAAAGAGAAAGGGGAGAGAGCAGAAGAACUUGAGAAUGAGCUGCAUCAUCUGGAGAAGGAAAAUGAAUUAUUACAGAAAAAAAUUACUAACUUAAAAAUCACUUGUGAGAAGAUAGAAGCUUUAGAACAAGAAAACUCAGACCUGGAAAUGGAAAACAGAAAACUGAAAAAAACUUUGGAUAGCCUAAAAAAUCUCACUUUUCAGUUAGAAUCCUUAGAAAAGGAAAAUUCACAACUCGAUGAAGAAAAUUUAGAAUUAAGAAGAACAAUUGAAUCCUUGAAGUGUACAAGCAUUAAAGUGGCGCAGUUACAAUUAGAAAAUAAGGAACUGGAGAGUGAAAAGGAGCAACUUAAAAAAAGCCUUGAACUCAUGAAAGCCUCGUUUAAGAAAACUGAACGCUUGGAAGUCAGCUACCAAGGCCUAGACACAGAAAACCAAAGGCUACAGAAAGCCCUUGAAAACAGCAAUAAGAAGAUUCAGCAAUUAGAAAGUGAAUUACAAGACUUAGAGUCUGAAAAUCAGACUCUGCAAAAGAACUUAGAAGAGUUAAAAAUCUCUAGUAAGCGCCUAGAGCAAUUGGAAAAGGAGAAUAAGUUGUUAGAGCAAGAGACUUCUCAACUGGAAAAAGAUAAGAAACAGCUAGAAAAAGAAAAUAAAAGGCUUCGACAACAAGCAGAAAUUAAAGAUAGCACUUUAGAAGAAAACAAUGUAAAAAUUAGUAAUCUGGAAAAGGAAAAUAAAUCUUUAUUUAAAGAAAUAGUUGUAUAUAAAGAGUCAUGUGUACGCCUGAAAGAGCUAGAAAAAGAAAAUAAAGAACUUGUGAAAAGAGCUACCAUUGAUAAGAAAACCCUUGUCACUUUACGAGAGGACUUGGUGAAUGAAAAAUUGAAGACCCAACAAAUGAACAAUGAUCUAGAAAAACUUGCCCAUGAACUUGAAAAAAUAGGCUUAAACAAGGAGCGUCUCUUGCACGAUGAGCAGAGCAGUGAUGACAGUAGGUACAAGCUUUUGGAGUCAAAAUUAGAAUCCACACUUCAGAAGUCUCUUGAAAUAAAAGAAGAAAAAAUUGCUGCUUUGGAGGCUCGUUUAGAAGAAUCAACAAAUUUAAACCAGCAACUCCGUCAGGAACUUAAAACAGUGAAAAAGAACUAUGAAGCUCUCAAGCAAAGACAAGAAGAGGAAAGGAUGGUUCAGAAUUCUCCUCCAAGAAGUGGAGAAGAAAAUCAAUCUGUCAAUAAGUGGGAGAAGGAAAAUCAAGAAACUACUAGAGAAUUAUUGAAAGUUAAAGAUCGAUUAAUCGAAGUGGAAAGGAAUAAUGCUACACUGCAGGCAGAGAAGCAAGCACUGAAGACACAAUUAAAGCAACUUGAGACACAGAACAGCAAUCUGCAGGCUCAGAUUCUUGCACUUCAGAGGCAGACUGUUUCUCUACAGGAACAAAAUACAACUCUACAAACUCAAAAUGCCAAGCUGCAGGUUGAAAAUUCCACCCUUAAUUCUCAAAGCACAUCUCUUAUGAAUCAGAAUGCACAGCUGUUGAUCCAGCAGUCUGCUUUAGAAAAUGAAAACGAAUCUGUGCUCAAGGAACGUGAGGAUCUGAAAUCAUUGUAUGAUUCGCUUCUGAAAGAUCAUGAAAAGCUGGAACACCUGCAUGAACGCCAAGCUUCUGAGUAUGAAUCUCUGAUUGCUAAACAUGGAAGUCUUAAAUCUGCACACAAAAAUCUGGAGGCGGAGCAUAAGGACUUAGAAGAUAGGUACAAUCAGUUGCUGAAACAGAAAGUGCAGCUGGAAGAAUUGGAGAAAGUACUCAAGAUAGAACAGGAGAAAAUGCUGCAGCAGAAUGAAAAACACGAAACUGUAGCAGCAGAGUAUAAAAAACUUCGCGAUGAAAAUGAAAGGCUUACUCAUACAUAUAGUCAGCUCUUGAGAGAAAAUGAAGUUCUCCAAACUGAUCAUAAGAAUUUGAAAACAUUAUUGAACAAUUCCAAACUAGAACAAACACGAUUAGAAGCUGAGUUUUCGAAACUCAAAGAACAGUACCAACAACUGGAUAUUACAUCGACAAAACUAAAUAAUCAGUGUGAGCUGCUUAGCCAGCUUAAAGGAAAUCUGGAGGAGGAAAACAGACAUCUACUAGAUCAAAUUCAGACAUUAAUGCUACAGAAUAGAACAUUACUUGAGCAGAAUAUGGAAAGCAAGGAUCUCUUCCAUGUAGAGCAAAGGCAGUACAUUGACAAGCUAAAUGAAUUAAGGCGACAGAAGGAGAAAUUGGAGGAGAAGAUAAUGGAUCAGUAUAAAUUUUAUGAACCAUCUCCGCCAAGAAGAAGGGGCAACUGGAUUACUCUGAAAAUGAGGAAGUUGAUAAAAUCUAAGAAGGAUGUUAAUCGAGAACGUUUGAAGUCCGUGACCCUUACACCUACCCGUUCAGAAUCCAGUGAAGGAUUUCUUCAGCUGCCCCACCAGGACAGUCAGGAUAGUUCCUCUGUGGGCUCAAACUCUCUUGAAGAUGGCCAGACCUUGGGGACCAAAAAGAGUAGUAUGGUUGCACUGAAAAGACUGCCCUUUUUGAGGAACAGACCGAAGGAAAAAGACAAAAUGAAGGCCUUCUACCGUCGCUCCAUGUCCAUGAAUGACCUGGUGCAGUCCAUGGUCCUAGCAGGAGGACAAUGGACAGGUAGUUCUGAGCAUCUGGAGGGUCCUGAUGAUAUAUCUACGGGUAAAAGGAGGAAAGAAUUGGGAGCUAUGGCCUUCUCUACUACAGCCAUCAACUUUGCAACUGUCAACUCUUCUACAGGCUUCAGAUCCAAGCAGUUGCUAAAUAAUAAAGAUACUACAUCCUUUGAAGAUGUAAGCCCACAAGGUAUUAGUGAUGAUUCUAGUACAGGAUCAAGAGUUCAUGGAGUACAGGACAUUAUCUGUGCAGAUGCUCUUGCUCCUCCUGUUCGUGGCAUUUCAACAAUGUGCAAGGUUCCUUGUCAAAUCUGUUUGCCCUUUUCUAAAGUGUCCUCUUGGACUGCCUGGAAAUCCCUUCGCUUUCUGAUCUCUUCCAGACCAGCCAGCCUUGAUAGUGGCAGAACAUCCACUAGCAAUAGCAAUAACAAUGCUUCAAUCCAUGAAGUCAAAGCAGGUGCAGUUAACAAUCAAAGCAGGCCUCAAAGUCACAGCAGUGGAGAAUUUAGUCUGCUACAUGAACAUGAGGCUUGGUCUAGCAGCAGCAGCAGUCCUAUUCAGUAUUUGAAAGGUCAUACAAGGUCUAGUCCUGUGCUCCAGCAAAGAACGCCUGAAACACUGGAUAGUCAUGGAAAACAGAUCAAAACCGGUUCUCCUGGAAGUGAAGUUGUUACCCUGCAACAGUUUUUAGAAGAAAGCAACAAGAGUACCUCAAGCGAGAUGAAAUCUAUGAGUGAAGAGAAUCUUUUAGAUGAAGUCAUGAAAAGCUUAUCUGAAUCUGCGGAGCUGACAGGAAAGGAAAAGCUGAGAAAACAGCCGUCUGCCGGUUGUGGUAUUGUGAGAUCAUUAAGUGUAAAAAAUACAGUUGAUUUCUCAGAUGGACGAUCCAUUAAACCAGAACAGCUUGUAAGGCCUAGCCUUCGUAAAACUGAAGAUACCUACUUCACUAGCUCCCCUAUAAAAUUUACAUCAGGCACUCAAGGAAAGGCCAAAUCAGUUAAAGAAAAGAUACAAGCAACUGUAUCACAGCGACAAUCAAGAGAUUGCAAUCCUUAUGCUACCUUACCUCGCGCAAGCAGCGUGAUUUCUACAGCAGAAGGAACUACUCGAAGGACCAGCAUUCACGACUUUUUGUCUAAGGACAGUAGGCAACCUGUAUCAGUUGAUCCAGCACCAUCCACCGCUGACAGAAGUGUUCCAUCAACCUCUAAUGUGGAAGCUAUCCCAGAAAGCAGAAAUUCAAAAAGCAGGUCUAGGGAGCAACAAAGCUCCUAAUUCUAUUACCCACUACAUGAGAUGUGGGCCAAGUGAGAGAAAAGUGUCCUUCAGUAUCUCAGUAUGAAGCCUUUAUAUCUGAAGUAACAAGACAGCGACUGUAGGAAUCAUUAAUAAAAAUUAAGGGAACUUUUUACAUUCUUCGUGACUAGAGCAGGCAAGAAAUAAAAACCUACCUACCUUCCUUCCUUCCUUGAAUCAAGGAGCUCUACUGGAGUCUACUGCCGAAAAUUUGUAGAUGGUCUUAGGAAUUAUUGCACAUUGCACUGUUAAGAUCUACUGAAUAAAGGACAGUUCUCAUCUCCCUAAGGACCAAGAAUUUUAAGGUCUCAAGAAUUACUCCAGGGGAAAAAAAAUACUUCUUUCAUCUUCCGUUUAUGAAAUUAGCCACUGAUUUGCUUAAGCUUCUGCUAAUAAUUAGCCAAAAAACCCAAUAACUAGCAGUUUAUACUUACUUCUGUAAAUCUAAAAUAAAUGCUGUAGUAUUUUGUUGAAAUUGACUGUAUAUACAGAUACAAAAACCUCACAGCUUGCUGGCACUUCACUGCCUUAUUUGGUUAGCAUAAUCUGCAUGAAAUUGCUCUUUAAAAAGUUUAUGCUGAUUUUUGUUGCAUAGUGCAAGAGAAAAAUUUGUUUACAUACAUGGAAAAGUUCGAUAACUAACAGAAGUGGGAGUCAUGGGAUAAUCGUAUUACAUAGAAAUUGUUUGUCAUUUGUGUUUUUCACAUUCCCAAGUUAUUCUGCAUAUAUAUGUUCAGAUGUUUCUGACAGGAAAUUGUCAGGUAUGAUUUUUCUAUAACUUUUAUUUUAAUAUAAGGCUGUUUUCAACAAAUGGCGCUUCCAGGAUAAGACUGUCUUACAAUGUUUGUGUAUUGACUAAUUUUUUUUAUUGUUUGUCUUUCGACAUGAGCUGAUUGUGGCUUAGGAGGUUUCUUGAUGGCAAAACGAAAUGUAAAUAAUAUCAUAUGCAUUUUACAAUCAGUUCCCCGUAAGGUUAUCUUUUACUAGUAAGAUACAUUUUGUUCAUUACUGAUUUAUAUUAAAGUCAACAAAUGUUAUCGGUACAUUCAAUGGUUGCAUACAUUUGUUGUCUUGAAAGCAUUUGCAGAGAGCUCAAAGGAAGUGUACGUGAACUUCUAAGCAGAUCCAAAAUGAGUUACCAUAAUUACAUUUUAUUACAAACCAGUAAGCACAUUCAUAUUCCUGUUCUAAAGGGUUAAGUUAACGGUGUAACCUCCUAGUGUCCUGUCUUCCAACAGGCAUGUACAUAAUUUCACCUACAGCUGUCUCCAUUCACAUAAGUAAAGGUAAGCGUGACAUUACUUGCAGAAAUAGGGUUGCAGACUACCUGUAAAUUGAUCGCGCUGCUGCUUAGACUCUGUGGUAGAGCCACCACAACUUCAGCUUCAUAAAAGCUUGAUUCUUGAGGCUUACAGGUUUUAUCAUUUAUGAAGUCUCAAGCCAUCAGGGACAGCUGGAACAGAAUAAUCUUUCACUGGAGAGAGAAUGCAGUUCAGCAGAUUCAAAAGCCUACUGGCAAGUCAUUUUUUUAUUUCCCUGAAAGUUUGUCAAAAAGGGGAAAAAAGAGGAAAGUUCAAUAAGCUUUAGAAGGGGAAAUUUUCUGUGGUGUCUUUUUUUUUUUUUUUUAAGUGACUUCCUUCUGAAAUACUUUUUAUGAUAAAGUGUGCUAAAAGCUCUAGAUCUAAACAGAAUAUUUUGGUUUUACAAUAUAAAUACUUGGUUCAGCCUGGGAUUGUUUUCACAGAGACUUUAAACAUUUUUUGUUUUUUCUCUUAAGUGAAAAUAGGACCAAUUUUGCAGCUUUCCAACAUACAGAAUUUCCAUUCUUCCUCUGAAGACGGUUCUGGUAUUUCAUUAAAAUCAUUGGUUUAUUUUCAUUACCAACUCACACUAGCAUCCGUUUCUGGUCCCUUAUUCUCAGUGUCAAGAUUUUCACUGAUUUCAGUGGAAGCAUGGUGAGUUUUGUAGAGCAUUAACAUAUAUUAGCAAUCCCAGGCAUGUUCUGAAGCCCAGAGCACUCCUGAAAUGCAGCUCUGCAAUAGUUUUGUAGGCAGCCAGAGCUCAGUUUGCAUUUGGAAUAAUUUCCCACGUUGUAACUGACACUGUGAUGUUUUUGAGAGGGAUUUGGGGCAUUCCAAGCCAUGCAGUGACAGCUAUGAGAUGUCACCAGAGGGCUGGGUGGGAUGGAUGGCAGCGUCUGGAAGACAUGUCAGGGCCUGUAUACCUGUACACAGGUAAUCUGUGUGUUCCCAUACGCACUCAAAGCUCAGGGCACAGCUGAGUUUCUGCCCCAAUACCAAGCAGGACAGACAAAGCCCUGGUGUGCCCGGGAGGAAGAGUACUCAAAGUACAGUAAGAAUCUGCUGUCAAGCCUGGUUUCUGUGCCAUUCCUGUACUGCAGCACAGGCAGAGCCAUAGAGACUGAAGGAAGAGUUGCCUUUAUAGAAUUUCAUAGGCAAAGAUAGGAAAUCUGGGAUGCUGGUAGCCAUUACCAAAGGCAUAGCUGUUAUGAGAGAGAAUUGAAAUACCAUAAAUGUUAGGAAAGUAUCUCCGAUUCUAAAUUACAGUAUUUUCAAGCUCCUUUCAGGGUCUGAUUGUGAUGGGAUUCUCUGAGCUCUCUUGACAACAGAGGACUGAUGCAUUUCGAACUAUUUGAACUAUUGAACUCUAACCAUUCGGUAGCGUUACUAUUUUUAGAAGAACAUGUGUGUCUUGAAUUAACAGAUUCAAACUGUAGUGCCAAAUGCUGUCUGUAUUCACAGAAUCCGAACCAUUGUGUGUGUGUGUAGGUAGAUUCUCCAAGACCCUGGGAAUUAGGCAAGAGUGGCAUGGCAUAUUGCCAUGACUGCAUGGCACGUGCUUCUCUAUGAGGAGCGUUGCUGGGCACUCAUAAUCUGCCCUCACUGCACGUGGCUGUGUCUUUUUUUUGUCACACGGGCAUCUCCUGAUGUUUCAUUUAUUAGCUCAGCUCUCAUCUGUAUUCAUUAAGUUGUCCAAGAUUACCCAUCACAACUUGUAUGCUUGCUCUUUGCAUAUUAUUACACCUUCUUAAAGCAUUCGUGCAAUCACAGCCAGGGUGUAGUCACAAACUUUGCAAUUACUAUUUGACUGAUAAUGUGUAUUAGAAAUGAACCCCCUUCAUCCAAAAACCUCUGCAAAGUUUCCUCGUACGAGAGAAUUGGCAAGAGUUUGGGGGCAGAUUUCAUCCUGCUGGGGCAGAAGCUAGUGUAGGACAGGUUUGUGUGCCAGAGUCCUGGCUAGUGCCUGUCUGUGCCGUUGUAAGCAGGUUCCGACCCACUUUGUAUCGGUACAGAGGCCAGAGUGGGAUUUUGGGUUGUAUUUGCUAAAUUAGCCAAAAGCAGCACCGGGGAUACGUUUGCAUUUAAGAGAUCAGAAUCUACUUCUCCCAGCACUUUGUUUUGCAAAGAAGUUUCAGAGCAGAAGAGCAGUCAGGAGGUUCACUGUGCUCUGAUGAUUUUUAAAUUAUUUUCUUUUUUCUUUCUUGAUCUUUCCAGUCUGUGCCCUUAAAAUUAAAAUAAAAUAAAAAUGGAAAUUUAAUUUGGGAGCCGCUUCGGAUUUUCUGAAACAUGAACUCCCAGGGGAAGAACAUGGCAGCUGUUGGACAGCAUACAAGAGUACACACACAGCUUUUUACCACUAGAGUUGCCAAAUCUGUCACUGCUAGUUCAAGAUUACAGAAGAGGUUGUAGUAAUUUUUAUUUACUUUUCUGAUAGUCUGCUGAGGAUUUAGUUAACAUUCCCAACAUGUAUUAUUUCUAAACUUUUUCCAAGACAUGAUGCAGCCUCAACAAAGGAGCUCAUGUAUGAUUUUUAGAGUUAGAUGAUAAUGUAUAUGUAAAUAAUGCUUUGAUAUUAAUAAAACUGCCUUAAAGGAAUGUACCUAGGUGUGAAACAAAACUUUAAAAGCUCUUAUUUAAAACUGUAAUUUCCUUUACGUAUUGAUUUUUUUUAAUGUUUGCCAUUGUAUACAUUUAUUAAUGAUGUUAUUAAAAUGCCAAACCAAA
Molecule: messenger RNA, 10301 nt
Organism: Aquila chrysaetos chrysaetos
Lineage: Eukaryota; Metazoa; Chordata; Aves; Accipitriformes; Accipitridae
Gene: CCDC88A
Product: coiled-coil domain containing 88A
Exons: 35
Coding region: 454-6255 (1933 amino acids)
Biological process (GO): cytoplasmic microtubule organization; cytoskeleton-dependent intracellular transport
Cellular component (GO): centrosome; cytoplasm
Molecular function (GO): dynein light intermediate chain binding; microtubule binding
Source: RefSeq, a predicted model, not a curated record